GAGCGCUGAACUGCGUCGGGCCAAAGGACCAUGCGAGGGCCAGAGGCGGGCCCCGGCACCACCAUGGAAGGGGACGUGCUGGACACGCUGGAGGCGCUGGGGUACAAAGGACCACUGUUAGAAGAACAGGCCCUUACCAAGGCAGCAGAGGGUGGACUUUCUUCGCCUGAAUUUUCAGAGUUAUGUGUUUGGUUAGGCUCUCAAAUAAAAUCUUUAUGCAACUUGGAAGAAAGUAUCACUUCCGCUGGGAGAGAUGACUUAGAGAGUUUCCAGCUUGAGAUAAGUGGUUUUUUAAAAGAAAUGGCUUGCCCCUAUUCUGUUCUCAUAUCAGGAGAUGUUAAAGACCGAUUAAAAACAAAGGAUGACUGUUUGAAACUUCUGUUAUUUUUAAGUACAGAACUUCAAGCUUUACAGAUAUUACAGAAAAAGAAAUGUAAAAAUUCUGAGUUAGAUAAAAACAGUGAAAUUUGUCAGGAAGUUCAAGCUAUAUAUGAUGCCCUUGGUAUACCGAAGUCUACCACUUCUGACAUUCCGGCUAUGCUAACCCAAGUGGAAUCAAAGGUGAAGGAGAUUCUCUCUAAAGUCCAGAAAAAUCAUGUGGGAAAACCACUGUUGAAAGUUGAUUUAAAUCCGGAACAAGCGGAACAACUGGAAAGAAUCAAUGAUGCCCUUUCCUGUGAAUAUGAAUGUCGCCGGCGGAUGUUAAUGAAACGCUUAGAUGUGACAGUGCAGUCCUUUGGAUGGUCUGACAGAGCAAAGGUAAAGACAGAUAGCAUAGCAAGAAUUUACCAGCCUAAGCGUUAUGCUUUGUCACCCAAGACAACUAUCACAUUGGCACACCUGCUUGCAGCUCGUGAAGAUCUGUCUAAGAUCAUUAGGACAAGUAGUGGCAUCAGUCGGGAGAAAACUGCAUGUGCCAUUAAUAAGGUGCUGAUGGGACGGGUCCCUGAUAGAGGAGGACGGCCAAAUGAAAUUGAACCACCACCCCCUGAAAUGCCCCCUUGGCAAAAGAGACAAGACGGCGGUGGAAGGGGUGGAUGGGGGGGUGGGGGGAGUGGAGGUGGGGGCAGAGGUGGUGGCGGAGGAGGAAGAGGA
Molecule: messenger RNA, 1095 nt
Organism: Octodon degus (degu)
Lineage: Eukaryota; Metazoa; Chordata; Mammalia; Rodentia; Octodontidae
Gene: Tslig3b
Product: family with sequence similarity 98 member B
Exons: 8
Cellular component (GO): tRNA-splicing ligase complex
Source: RefSeq, a predicted model, not a curated record